Spodoptera littoralis (African cotton leafworm) is the source of this 480-nucleotide messenger RNA. NCBI's taxonomy places the organism in Eukaryota, Metazoa, Arthropoda, Insecta, Lepidoptera, Noctuidae. The record is from the annotation of a GenBank genome assembly.
AUGGGUCUACCUCAGCUGCAGACAUGUUGCCUCAUCUUCGACUUAAAGACUGGCUGCAUCAUCAUGGGCAGUAUCAAUGCGGUCCUAUCCUUCACGCUUCUAUCCUUGAUGAUAGUGUUAGCAGAAGAAGUGAGGGCUAUAGAUGUAGAAUUGUUGUAUGCUGGUGAUGUGGAGAUGCAGGCUGGCGUCGCAGGGCUCUACGCCAUGACCGUCAUCCUGGUGUUCAUGUUCCUCAUCAAGUUCCUGUUUGAUGUCAUCUUCGUUUAUGGGGUGUCUACGGAGCGUCCUGGCAUCAUCAAGGCGUACAUGAUCAUGUGGAUCGUGUUCUUCAUACUGUCAAUGUUCAUCUUCUUCCUCAAUGCCUCCAACAUCAGUGUCGGCACUAUUUGUACCGAAAUGAUUUAUAUUGCUCACAACGUGUACACCAUCCUUCUGUGCCACAGUUUCUACAAGCAACUGAACACCAGAGAAGAAGUGUAA